Vombatus ursinus (common wombat) is the source of this 2794-nucleotide messenger RNA. It is a transcript of the gene ADORA1, whose product is annotated as adenosine A1 receptor. Bases 175 to 1152 code for a protein of 325 amino acids. Gene Ontology annotation, cellular component: synapse; dendrite; membrane. NCBI's taxonomy places the organism in Eukaryota, Metazoa, Chordata, Mammalia, Diprotodontia, Vombatidae. Gene Ontology annotation, molecular function: G protein-coupled adenosine receptor activity. The record is from RefSeq and is a predicted model, not a curated record. The transcript has 3 exons. Gene Ontology annotation, biological process: G protein-coupled adenosine receptor signaling pathway.
CCCCGUGCCCGCAGCCCAGCCCAGCUUCGGGCUGCCCCUGAGCCCUGGCCGGGACCUGUGGUCCAGGCCCCCCGGUGACCCACCUCUGGGACCACCUGCUGGCCAGCUGGCAGGAUGGUGCCUGCUGUGUGCCCACCAGUGCCUGCUGGCUGAUGUUCCUGCCCUGUGCCCACCAUGCCACACUCCAUAUCGGCCUUCCAGGCCGCUUACAUUGGCAUCGAGGUGCUCAUCGCCCUGGUGUCAGUGCCUGGGAACGUGCUGGUGAUCUGGGCAGUGAAGGUGAACCAGGCUCUUCGUGAUGCCACCUUCUGCUUCAUUGUGUCGCUGGCUGUGGCCGAUGUGGCCGUGGGUGCCCUGGUCAUCCCUCUCGCCAUCCUUAUCAACAUUGGUCCCCAGACCCAUUUCUACACCUGCCUCAUGGUGGCCUGUCCUGUCCUCAUCCUCACCCAGAGCUCCAUCCUGGCCUUGCUUGCCAUAGCUGUUGAUCGCUACCUCCGCGUCAAGAUCCCGCUCAGGUACAAGAUGGUGGUGACGCCAAGGAGGGCGUCAGUGGCCAUCGCAGGCUGCUGGCUGCUGUCCUUCCUCGUAGGUCUGACGCCCAUGUUUGGCUGGAGUAACCUGGAUAAAUUGAAACAGGAGGCCAAUGGCAGCCUAGGUGAUUUGGUGAUUAAGUGUGAAUUUGAGAAAGUCAUCAGUAUGGAAUACAUGGUCUACUUCAACUUUUUUGUCUGGGUUCUCCCGCCUCUGCUUCUCAUGGUCCUCAUCUACUUGGAGGUCUUCUAUUUGAUCCGUAAGCAGCUCAACAAAAAGGUGUCGGGCUCUUCAGGGGACCCCCAGAAGUACUACGGGAAGGAGCUGAAGAUUGCCAAGUCCCUAGCCCUCAUCCUCUUCCUCUUUGCCCUCAGCUGGCUGCCCCUACACAUUCUCAACUGCAUCACUCUCUUCUGCCCAGACUGCCAAAAACCCAGCAUCCUCACCUACAUCGCCAUCUUCCUCACUCAUGGUAACUCGGCCAUGAACCCCAUUGUCUACGCCUUCCGCAUUCAGAAAUUUCGGACCACCUUCCUGCAGAUCUGGAACCAGCAUUUCCGAUGCCGGGCAAUGCCCCCAUCUGAUGAUGAAGAUCUCCCUGAGGAAAAGCUGGAUAACUAGACCCUGAGCCUUCCUGCACCCAACUUUCCUAUCCCCAUCCAUACCCCUCUCCAUUGGGGUACCAUGGUGUCUCUCUCCUCCACUCCCCUCUACAGAUUCCAAUCCUUGUCUGCCCAUAGUUACCUUGGCAGUGCCAUGGGGCAUGAGCAUGGGGGGGCCCUGAAGUAAAAUCCAGAGCUUUAGACCAUCUUCCUGCCAACUCCAUAUGCCAACCUGAAGGUUGGCCAUACGAUCUGGGUGGCUGUGGAGUUUAAUGUCCUUCCUUUUACAUGUUCCUGGGGGAGGAAGAAAGGGGGAUGCCUGUGGAAAUGAAUGGGAUUGGGCUUAUUAUGGAGAAGGAAGGAGGCAGGAUGGGACUCCUUAUUCUUCCAGUCAAUAUCAGUGCCCCAUGUUUAAUGUUCCAAGGCAAAUGUGGAAGCCUGGAGGGGUGAAACACAGGAAGAUCUGGGCUGAGGAAAUAGUUCCUAGAGCCCCUCAGACUCUCAUGGUGCAGCUUGGAGGAGGAGAGGACAGAAGUUGACUCAGAAGCCAGCUUCUGAGUGGGGUGGGGUACUUGGCAAGAAGGAGGGAGACUUCCCCUUUCUGCCUUCCUGGCUCUGGAGGGAAAAGGUAGUUAGGGAGAGACAACUGAGACCCAAUACCCCAGCAUCCUGGUCUAGGAUAUUGUACCCAGAGCAGCGCCAGGUACCUGCUCUAAUGGCCCCAGCAGGUAUAAUCCUACAACUGGGGAUGAUGUAAGAACUGGGACCUAAAACUGUGGGGACAGUUCCCCCCAUCCCAUUCCUUGCUAAUUCCCAGGAUACUGCCAAGAGCUAGGACUCCAGUGGCUUCCAGGAGAAGCAGUGUCUUGUGGAACAUGGGGGCACAGGGCAGAGAUGAUGCCCCUGGGUACAGCAUCAGAACACUCUACCAGGAGGUAGCAUUGGUUCCCCAAUCUAGCCCCCACUUCUUUAAGUUGUCCGUAAGAGACCAGAGGCCCUAGAGAAGAGCUAGGACACACAGACACAUUGGGGAUGACACCUCUCCUGCAUCCUGAGCUCUUAUGUUUAUCUGGGGAGGCCAGCUGGGACUCUGUCAUCCCAGCUUGGGGAAGAAAUAGUUUCUUUCAGAAGGACUGGAAAUCUGGCACUAGGGCUAAAGCCUAUAGGAGGGGGGAGCAGGGCACAGGUGCCAGGGCUUCACUUGUAUCUUCAUCUUGGGAGCUAGAUGAGGGAGAAAGAGUCAUAUCAAUAAAUGGAGCCCAUCUGCCAGCUUGAGGUGGAGGUGGAUGUAGGAAACAUAGUACCUGCUGCAAAUGUGCCCAGUGCUAACCCACUUGGGGAGUUGCCCUGAGCACUGUCAAAAGCUGGGUUAGAAGUGUUUAGCACUGUUUGAGUGGGGAUAAAAGGCCUUCCAAAAAAAAAAGGUGAAUAGGGAACUUAUUGAUGAGCCUAACUGAUCUACCUUGGUUUUGUUCUAGGACCCCAAAGGCAUUCUGGGAUGAGACAGUGCCAAGGUGGGGCUCCAUAGUGAUAGAGGGGACGUCAGGCUCUAGGUCAGAUCCCCAUCAAUCUGCCUCAGCCUUCCUCAAUGUGGAAUGGGGGUAAGGAAGAAUGUCAUCCCACUGGAGCAAAGUGGGGAAAGACUGACCAAUAAAGGAUUA